AUGGCUUCCUUCCUGGAGCAUGCCGAUGUACCCAUGAUGAUCCCGAGUCUCGAUGAUCUGGACGUGAAGAUGACGUUCACCGUCUUACUUUCCAGACCAAACUCCAGUUUCGCCGCGCUCUCAAGCUGGGACCCUCUGAAAGAUUUGCAGCAAGACGACGGCCGCGUGCUGAGUGUCUUCGAGCGCACAGCCCCUAUUCCGUCGUAUCAACUCGGGUUGGCUAUUACCAACUUGCCCAAGACAACGGACGGCUUUACCUCGCUGCGAGCACAACCUGAAGAAGCCGAGAAGUUACAUUACCUGCUCGGCUUCUGCACCGACAUCAUCGAGAAAGCUGCCGAGGCAACCGGUAUAGCAUUCCCGGUCAAGGGACUCGAUCUUCUCGUCAUCCGCAGCUUUCCGCGCGCGUGCCACUCAACCUGGCGCCUCCUCGUCAUCAGGGCAGACGUCUUCAUGAACGUGAACUCGCAUUGGAACCUCGAACUAGCUUCGCUACGGAUAGCUCUAGAAAUAUUGAGAACUUGGUUCGGAGAGCUCCGGUCGGUCGGUCCCUGGGUGGACAAUAGCCUUGCUCUUCUUUAUGCCAUCAAGGUCCUCAAGCUUAUCAAGCCGCAGUGGCUAAUGGACGAUGUUCUGCAUGCCUAUCGCUUCGCUGCACUGUCGAGCGCAGUUGGAUACGCUGUCUUGUCGAACACCUCUAGCGUUCUGUUUGACCAUACAGUGGAUCACACCGCUGUGUCUCUUCUGUCUAUGUUUCGGGCUGCCAUUGGACAGGACAGCUUUCAGAAGGCUACCUUCAAAUAUUUGGAGGGCUACAAUCUCGGCACCGCUAACGAAGCUGAUUUCUGGAGUGCUUUGAAGGACGCCAGCGGCAUCGAGAUUCUUCCAGAGUAUGCCCUCUACUGGAGGUCCCAUCCUGAUUAUCCUUGCUUGAACGUGUCCCGCCUAGACGCUGAAACCAUCCACUUGGUACAGACACCUUUCUGUGGGCCGAACUGUGUGAAGAGCAAAGCCCCUCGUCCGGUUUGGCCCAUUCCGAUCACGUUUACGUACGCCAGUGAGCCUAAAAAGAUCGACGCCACGGCUAUGGUCAUCUGGAUGACAACGUUGGAAAUGACGCUCAAAGUUCCCCAAGCGCACUUCAACGACUGGGUUCUUAUCGACGUCUACACCGAGGGUGUCUACAGAGUCGACUAUCAAAACCAGAACUGGGACCACCUCAUCAGGCAACUACGGAGGGACCCCACGGACAUCCCGGUGCCCAACCGGGCAAAGAUGUUGGACGACCUCUUCCACUUUGCCCACGCAGGAUACAGAUCGUACGAGAAGUUCUUGAGAGCGGUCGAGUACCUUGGAAAAGAACGAGAGGCUCUUCCCUGGGUGCACUACACGCGCUUGGUCGAAGCGCUUCCAGCAAGAACCAAGAAGACGCUUGCUUGGUCAUCGAUGAACCGUCGAAUAUGCUGGAAUAUUUUGAGCGUUUCGGAGCUCUUCUGGCGUCCACGCUUCGUAGUCGCAGGGUAGGUUGGUUAGUGCGUUAAGCGUGUCGAAGCUGCGCUUUUCAAUGCUCAAGCACUGCUUGCA
Molecule: messenger RNA, 1584 nt
Organism: Ixodes scapularis (black-legged tick)
Lineage: Eukaryota; Metazoa; Arthropoda; Arachnida; Ixodida; Ixodidae
Product: glutamyl aminopeptidase-like
Exons: 2
Coding region: 1-1524 (507 amino acids)
Biological process (GO): proteolysis; peptide catabolic process
Cellular component (GO): cytoplasm
Molecular function (GO): zinc ion binding; metalloaminopeptidase activity; peptide binding
Source: RefSeq, a predicted model, not a curated record